This is a messenger RNA of Dendronephthya gigantea, 881 nucleotides long. RefSeq lists its product as uncharacterized. The record is from RefSeq and is a predicted model, not a curated record. NCBI's taxonomy places the organism in Eukaryota, Metazoa, Cnidaria, Anthozoa, Malacalcyonacea, Nephtheidae. Bases 59 to 367 code for a protein of 102 amino acids. The transcript has 3 exons.
GAGUCAGCAGAAUUGAGGAACUUCUCCUUGACCAUUUUGCUGAAAGUACCUCCACAGAAUGGCAAAAAAAGGGACCAAAAACGCGAUAAAAUCUAAGAAAGACAAGGUACAAACAAAGUUUGGUCCAGCAGGGAUCGUGAAAGCCAAGGAUAAGAGGAAAAAGCCCGCAGCACUAAAAAAGAUGAAAGAGCAACUAGGUGAAGAAAUACAAAAUGCAAAUAAUGAGUUUGUUGAACUACAGACGAAGAUGAUCUCUGAGAAGGAAAGUAAGGAAAAUGAAGAUGCUACAUCUAAAGAAAUUGUAACCACAAAGAUAACCCCAGUUCUUGGUUCAACCACCAUCAGUGACACAGGAAGAACAAGUUGAAGAGACAACAAAUGUUCUAGCAAAUCUAUAAAUUUCUAUUUAAUAGUGAAAAAAAAUCUACUGAAAAAAUAUUGUUUGUUGACAAUUUAGCAUAAGUGCAUACUGUGCCUAUUUAUUCGUGCAGCAUAUUUAAUUUAUUACUGUAAAUAAACAAUGUACUUUGGUCUGUUGUAGAAAGAUAAAAUCAAAUGAUCAGAUAUAGACAUUACUCAUCCUUGUGAUAAAAUUAAGGUGUGCUGGACCUGGACUCACAAAAACAUAAAUGUCAAAGUGACUUGGAUGAACAUAUAUUAAAGUAAAUUUAAAAUGCCCAACAAAGUAUACAAGAUUUGGGAAUGAAUGCAUUCCAUGAACAAUAUAUAAUAAUUAACAUAUUGUAUACAUAUAAAAUAAUUUAUUUAUUAUACACAAAAUUCUAAAGCAGUUUUUACCUAUGUAUAUGUAUAUAUAUAUAUUAUUUAUGUCUUUGGUAAAGUAGUACUGUACUUUGUUUCUGGCGCUGAGAGCUUUAUUG